Acinonyx jubatus (cheetah) is the source of this 5201-nucleotide messenger RNA. It is a transcript of the gene TMC5, whose product is annotated as transmembrane channel like 5. Lineage: Eukaryota; Metazoa; Chordata; Mammalia; Carnivora; Felidae. The transcript is spliced from 18 exons. The coding region runs from base 2703 to 4955 and encodes 750 amino acids. Gene Ontology annotation, cellular component: plasma membrane. The record is from RefSeq and is a predicted model, not a curated record. Gene Ontology annotation, molecular function: mechanosensitive monoatomic ion channel activity.
GACAAUACAGACAUCGCCAUUUCCCUUUGGCCACUGGUGUGGCAACUGAUGCAGUAUUUGCUUAAUUUACUAUAACAGGGUUUCCUUUUAGAUAUGCAGACUUUUUCCUCUCCUGGAUAUCAAGGUACCUUCAUCAGGACUCUUCUGAUUUCAUGUGACAGAAACCCAACUCACAUGGGCCCAAAGUGUAUGUACCAGCUUGUGUGGUGGGAAGGACAGGGAAGAAACAAAGAAUUGAAGGUAGAAUUACCUUCCAGGACCUAGUAUAGAGCUUGGCGUAUAGUAAAUGCUCAGAGCUAUUUGUCGAGUUAAUUGGUGAAUGAGUUACAGGAACAAGGGCCUCUGAGUCUGCAUUGAUCAAAAUUUUUCUGAAUAAUCAUAUAAUUAUAUAUGAUGCUAGAGUGUAGGAGCAGUAGGACUGGGGAAAGACAGAAUGCUAUGAAAUCGGUUAGGAAGCUCUGUAAGGAUCACUGUGUGCAGUGAUGAAGGUCUGAUCAGAGGCAGAGACUGAGAAACUAAAAGGAAACAAAAGAAGAGAGAGGCCAGGGAAUGCUAAGAGGCAAAUCUAUGAACAACAAGGAGUAAACAGACCGAUGGGAUGUACAAUAAUGUGAAUUCAGGGACCUCAUGACCUAAAACCAUGUCUCACCUUCUGGCACCCUAUCCUGUAUGGCAGCAUUUGGCGUCAUUCUUUAGGAGCCUUCUCAAGGAGGGGUAUAUCUUCGAGGAUUGAGUAUGGCUACUUGGGAGGAAAACCAUGGAGGUAUAGACAAUCACACUCUCCAUUUGGUUCCCACUAGAGCAGAAAAUGACUUUAACUACUGGGGAAAAGGAAUAGCUUCUAACUUCACUGGCCUGCUCUUUCUAGCCAGCCUGAGGUUGGGGCCUCUGGUAAAAGAAGAGUCCCAGAAGGCAGAGAGAAUUAAAGAAAUAGAGGACCCAAAGAUGAAUCUGGUUUUCUUCAUUAUUUUGCUUUGCAUUGGUUUGGAUUCUCAAACCACAUACAAUUAGUUGGUGGACAGCCUCCUGAUAAAGCAUCACUUUGAUGGGUUAUGCUUUGCACCCAGGAAGCACCCAGCAUGUGGUAGGUACUCACAAAUGUUCAUUUAUUUAUAAACGAAUAAAUGAUACAUCAGCAUCUUGUUACAGGAAGGGGCCAGGGCGAAGUGAUUAAGACGCCCUGCUUUGGGUCUAGAUGGACCUGGGUUUGACCUUCAGUUCUCCUACUUGCUUGUUUUGUAACCUUAGGCAAAUUACAUCUUUGGGCUUCAGUUUUCGUAGCUAUAAAAGGGGUUUAUCGUUGUAUAUACUGCAUAGGGUGAUUAUGAAAAUUAAAUUAUGUACUCUAUUUUAAGUACUGGGCCUACAGUAAUGGCAGGUAUUCUUACUGUUAAUUAUCAUUGGUGGGGAGGAGGAAUAGAGUUCAGGUCCAAUUCUGUCAUUUAAUGAAAGUGUGAUGAAGACGGCAGUCAGGGUGGGGGGUCAACUCAUUUUUGUGCACCUCAGUUUCCCCAACUAUUAAAUAAACAACUUGGCCGAGGUGAUUUCCAAAUCAGGUCUAUUGGGUAGAAAUCGUGUUCAAGUGCCUUGUUCUGACAUAGCACGGCUUAGCAAUUUUUUUUUUUUCAUGUAACAAGAAGUGUGGAGGGGAGGGGUUCACAGUUUGUGUGGCAGCUCUGUCAGGAUGCUCUCAAGGACUGAGCUCUUUCUAUACCUUCUUUCUCCACCAUCCUUCUCAGGUGAGCAUUUGUCCUCUUGUUUUCAAAAUGGUGGCCUCUGGUGAGGAAGAAGGAAAAAUGGUGAAAGGUGAAAGGUGAAACUAGGCAGACUGUCACCUUUUGAAAAGCAUUCCUGGAGCUCUAUGACUCACUGGCCAGAAUGGGGUUACAAGUCCAUCUUUAACCACAAAGGAAGCCAGGAGAAUUUUAACUGAGCACAGUGCCUACACAGGAAAGGUGGCUUCUGGGGGUAUGGGAAAAAUGGAGGGCGGAUAUGAGGAGGCAGACAAAUGGCAGGGUUGGCUACCCAAGGCAGUCAGGAGAUAAUAAUUAUAUUACUAUAAACUUUUUUUUUGAGAGAGAGUGCAUGCAUGAGCAGGGGAGAGGGGCAGAGAGAGAGAAAGAGAGAAUCCCAAGCAGGCUCCAUGCUCAGCACAGAGCCCCACACAGGGCUCAAUUCCACAACCUGAGCAGAAAUCAAGAGUCAGACACUCAAAUGACUGAGCCACCCAGAUGCCCCAUUAAUUGUAUUACUGUAAACCUGUCUGGAUUUAUAUAGGCAGGUAAAAUUAUAUACAUAUAAAAUAUAAGUUUUAGGCCGGGGCACCAAAUUAAAAAAGGAAAAUCUUGCCCUUUGAUUAUGAGUCACUUAGAAGAAUCUCUGCCUUCUGUUUCUAGAACGCUAUUGUCUUUAAUGAAGGAUUCUGUUUCCAAUUUCUUACCUAGUUACCAAGACAGAGGUCCUACAGGAAAACACACCUCUUUAUGAGGAGACCCCUCUGUGCAGAUGUAGGGAGUUAUGUUACGAUUUGUGUAGGACUGGCUUUGGCAAUCUCAUCCUUGUCUUUUAAAAAGUGUGAAUGGGGCAUCCCUCUGUGAUCAUCAUCAUUUUUCCUGGUGGCUCCUGACGAUGUCAGUGUGACUGCUCUAUGAGGUCUCUGGAAGGCCACUCCAGGGGAGAACAAGCCUUGGAGGAGGCAAGAGAUGUUUUCUGAUGACCAACUGAAUGAAAUCAUUGUCGAGGCAGAGAAUGUUCCAUCUCGGGUUGUUCCAGAAAAGACACCAGUGAACUCGAGCUUCAGUAUGGUCUCAUCCAUUUCUGACAUCGAUAUGACAGACUCUCAGAGUUUUGGCAACCCAGAUGACAAAAAGAGCAAGCAGUUGUUGAGGUUUUCCACAUCUUUGAAUGAAUCAUUUCUUCAGACCCUUCAUCGUAGCCCAGGAAGUGUGGGCAUAGACACUUCACAUGAAAACAUUCAAGGUGGACAAAAGUUAAUCGCAUCUUUGAUACCAAUGACCUCUAGAGACAGAAUUAAAGCCAUCAGGAGUCAGCCAAGAACCAUGGAAGAGAAAAGGAACCUUAAGAAAAUGGUUGACAAAGAGAAAAGUAAGCAAUCCCACCGUAUCCUUGAGUUCAACUGCUGUGCUCAGUGUCUGAACUCCGUUUCACAGGCUUACCGUAGAUCUAAGAACAGCCUGUCAGAACUGCUCAGUUACAUCAGCCUAUGGCAGAAGACAUUCAAGGUCAUUGGAGGCAAGUUUGGAACAAGCGUCCUCUCCUAUUUUAACUUUCUGAGGUGGCUUUUGAAGUUCAACAUUUUCUCGUUCAUCGUGACCUUCAGCUUCAUCAUCAUUCCUCAGUUUACUGUGCCUGAAAAGAACACCCUCCAAUUCACCGGAUUGGAAUUUUUCACCGGGGCGGGUUAUUUUCAGGACACGGUGAUGUACUAUGGCUUUUAUACCAACUCUACGGUCCAACACGGGAGCAGUGGGGCACCCUACAACAUGCAGCUGGCCUACAUCUUCACAACCGGAGCGUGUUUGAUCGUCUGUUUUUUCAGUUUGCUAUUUAGCAUGGCCAGGUAUUUCCGGAACAACUUCAUUAACCCUCACAUCUACUCCAGAGGGAUCACUAAACUUAUUUUCUGCUGGGACUUCACCGUCACUCAUGAAAGAGCUGUCAAGUUGAAACAGAAGAAUCUUAGCACGGAGAUAAGGGAAAACCUGUCCGAAAUCCGUCAGGAGAAUGUCAAGUUAACGCUCAAUCAGCAGCUGAUCCACGUGUCGGCCCACCUGGCAGCCUGGGUCGUCUCUACUGGAGUGGCCAUUGCCUGCUGCGUAGCUGUUUAUUACCUGGCUGAGAACAACUCAGAGUUCCUGAAGAACCACCAGAACCCUGGAGCAGUGCUGUUACUGCCUUUCCUCGUGUCCUGCAUCAACCUGGCAACGCCACGCCUCUACUCCCUGUUCAGGUUGGUGGAGAGGUAUGAGACGCCGAGGCGGGAAGUCUACGUCCUCCUCAUCCGAAACAUCUUUCUGAAAAUAUCAAUCAUUGGAAUUCUUUGUUACUAUUGGCUCAACAUUGUGGCCCAGGCUGGUGAAGAGUGUUGGGAAACUCUCAUUGGCCAGGAAAUCUACCGGCUCCUUCUGAUGGAUUUUGUGUUCUCUUUGGCUGAUUCCUUACUGGGGGAAUUCCUGAGGAGACUCAUUGGAAUGCAGUUUCCAACGAGCCUUGGUUUACAGGAGUUUGACAUCGCGAGGAACGUCCUGGAACUGAUCUAUGCACAAACUCUGGUGUGGAUUGGAACCUUCUUCUGCCCUCUGCUGCCCUUUAUCCAAAUGAUUACUCUUUUCAUCAUGUUUUAUGUCAAAAACAUCAGCCUGAUGAUGAAUUUCCAGCCUCCGAGCAAAGCCUGGCGAGCCUCACAGAUGAUGACUUUCUUCAUCUUCUUGCUCUUUUUCCCAUCCUUCACCGGGGUCCUGUGCACCCUGGCCAUCACCAUCUGGAGAUUGAAACCUUCAGCUGAUUGUGGCCCAUUUCGAGGUCUGCCCUUCUUCAUUCACUCCAUCUACAGCUGGAUCGAUACCCUGAGUAAAAGGCCCGGCUACCUGUGGGUUGUUUGGAUCUACCAGAACCUCAUCGGAAGCGUGCACUUCUUUUUCAUCCUCACCCUCAUUGUGUUAAUCAUCACCUAUCUUUACUGGCAGAUCACAGAGGGAAGGAAGAUUAUGAUCAGAUUGCUCCAUGAACAGAUUAUUAAUGAGGGCAAAGAUAAAAUGUUCCUGAUAGAAAAGUUGGCCAAGCUGCAGGAUAUGGAGAAGAGAGCAAACACCAGCUCGUUCACCGUGGAAAGGAGGGAUGUAGAGCAAACAAGCCCUUUGCAUGUCAGGGAACACAAUGCUGCUCAUGACCUGCGAUUUAGGCGAUCAGUUCAAGAAGAGAAUCCAAAGGUGUAAUGUUUAUUGCGGCAGCCACACACCCGUCAAAUGAAAAUACCAAGAUGGAACAACUUCUUCCAUGACCCCUGGGCCUUUUGGAGCUUCCCAGGAGGGAAUUUAAAUCAUUAGCCAGGAGCAGAAACUGACCACAGUGUAAAUGCUGAAGUAAAUUUGGCCAUUUCCUGCUGGUUUUUUAUACCUGGAUUGCUGAUUUCCCAAGAUAAAAUAUUUGGGAUUUUAAAAUAAAGACUAUUGUAACAUUUA